AUGGCCUAUAGGAAACGAAAAUAUCAGACACCCAAUAUUAGCCAAGAAUUACAGGAUCGAAUUAGCGCUGUGAUCAAUAAUUUUAUCGCCGAUCACACAGUACAAGAACUAGAAUUUCCUCCAUCGUUACUAAAAGAAGAGAGAGCCUUCAUUCAUCAAUUUUGUAAACCGCUAGGUCUAAUAUCAAAAAGUCAAGGUUGGGGAUCAGAACGGUUUUUAACCGUUAGACGUUCUGGAAACUUGAAUGAUGACGCCAAAAUUACAACAUUGACACUGAAUGGCGCCUCCAAGAAAGGUCUUACAGAUUUAAUCAGUCAGUUCCCUCACGGACUUGAUCAAUAUCAUGGUAGUCAACCUGAAGAAGCUAUAAAAUCGACUGUCUACAGCGGGCAAGGACAUAAACUAAUAUUUUCAUCUCCGCGCAUUCCCCCACAUCAUUAUUCAACACAACAAUCACUUCGUCAUCAAUUACCGAUCGUUCAUCAAAGAAGUCAAAUUCUAGCAGCGAUCCAAUCCAACAAGGUGAUUAUCGUAAUGGGUGAAACUGGUUGCGGUAAAACAACUCAGAUACCUCAGUAUAUAUUGGAAGAUGGUCAGGCUACAGGAAAGCCUUGUCGUAUCAUUUGCACGCAACCACGUCGGUUAUCAGCAAUUGGAGUUGCAGAAAGAGUUGCUUACGAACGUGGAGAGCCGAUAGGAUCAACGAUAGGGUAUCAAAUUCGUUUGGAGAGCAAAAUAUCCCCUGAUACUUGUUUGCUCUAUUGUACAACGGGAAUUUUAUUACGAUAUUUGACAUUGGGAGCACCUUUCCUAGAUUGUAUAACCCAUAUUGUUGUGGAUGAGGUACACGAAAGGGAUAAACUAUGUGACUUUUUGCUCAUAACUCUGCGUAAGCUAAUCGAACAAGAAUCAAAUAUAAAGUUGAUUCUAUCAAGUGCAACCCUGAACUCGAAGCUAUUUUCUCAGUACUUUUUCAAUUGUCCAAUUUUAAAAGUUGAUGGACAUACAUACCCCGUUGAAGAAUUGUACCUUGAAGACAUUUUAAUAAGAACUAAAUAUAUAAGCAAAUUAAUCCCUAAAAACAUCAAACAAGAUACCAGUUCCUCUUUAGUUCAAGAUAAAGAAUUAAACGAUAACCAAGCCGUAAAAGACAAAAAGAAAUUAGUGGAAAAUGAUGAUGGAAAUAUUAAUGCUAAUCAGGCUAUGGACAAUUAUCUUGAAAACGCUUGGAUUAAGAAUGAUGAUAACUCCUUUCGUGGUAUCAUCGAAAUGAUAGAAAAUGGACAUAUACAUGUUGAUUAUCAGCAUUCUGAAACGUCCGCUUCAUCACUUAUGAUUGCUGCUGGACAUGGAAAAUUGGCAACCAUUGAAUCGCUAUUGCAAUUAUCCGCUAAUGUUAAUUUAAAAUCCAUCAAUGGAUGGACAGCACGAGAUUGGGCAUUAAAAUGGAAUCGGCCAGAAGCUGUAGAAAAGCUUGAUCAAUUUAGUAUGGAGAAGCCUUCAGUGAUGGAUGUGAAUUACAAUCGUAACUCACUUCUGAAAUUAUGUACAGACUCUAUCCAAGGAGAAAAAAUCGAUUAUGAUUUAAUUACACAUAUAAUUUCCUAUAUUUGUAAAGAAGAUAAUAAAGGUGCUAUCUUAGUAUUCUUACCCGGCUAUGAAGAUAUUGUGAACGUUAAGGAUAGAAUUUUACAAAGAAAAUUUAGUAAACAUAGCAGAUUAAAGAUACGAAUUUUCAUACUCCAUUCAUUAGUAGAAAUCACCCGUCAAAGAGAAAUAUUUAAAUCUUGUCCUCACGAUGUUAAAAAAAUUAUAUUAUCUACUAAUAUUGCCGAAACAAGUAUUACUAUUGAUGAUGUGGUAGACGUUAUUGAUUCUGGAAGAAUAAAAAUGAAAAAUUUUGAUGCUUUAUCGUCUGCAUCAUCAUUAACUUCUGCUUGGAUAUCGAAAGCCAACGCGAAGCAACGAGCAGGAAGAGCUGGCCGAUGCCAACCUGGGCGAUGUUACCAUAUAUAUAGUAAAUCGAAAUAUAAUAGUUUGAGCGAUUAUUUAAGAGCUGAAAUUUUGCGCAUACCCUUACAGGAAUUAGCUCUACAAGUAAAACUCUUGAAUACUAACGUUUCCAUAGCAGAAUUUUUAAAUGAUGCUAUAGAGCCACCAUCUUUUAUUGCAGUUAAUAAUGCGGUGGAAUGCUUAAAGGCUAUUGGGGCCCUUGAUGAAAACGAAAACCUAACGGAAUUAGUUAUCCUACCCGACGAAUCAAGCGACUUCAUCAAAAUUGACUAUUUUAAACGAACAAUAUGCAAUAAUAUCCAAAGUGAUCAUUACUUAAUAGUACAAGUUUUUGAGGCGGCCCUUGUAGCUGGAUUAUACCCAAAUAUUGCUAAAAUAGAUCCCAGUAAUUGUUGGCUAACCGCAGGCUACAAACAAGGUCGAUCAAUAGGUAACAAUAGAUUCUAUCAUAGAUUGAAAAAAAUAAAAAUUCAUCGUUCGUCGAUGUUAUUUGGACUUUUAUCGGCAAAGUCUGCUACCUCAAAAACACAUGAAAUGAAAGCAAAUUCCAAUUGGUUCAUAUACAAUGAUCUAUUGAGAAAUUACACAAGUACUGCAGCUGUUGGUCUAACAGUUACAUCAGCCAUAGUUACUUAUUUAUUUUCUGGCUCACCUUACCCAAAGAAAGAGGAAGAUUAUAGUGCGGCCCUAAAUAAUAUUCAAAAAGACCUUGAUGUCAACGGAGGAAAAGUAUUGGAAGAACAAAGAUCACAAAAUCAGGACAUAAAGGAGUAUAAACCAACUGUAACUGAAAAUAUGAUGGAUAGCGAAAAUGAAGCAGAGAAUAUCGACGUUAUGGAGAAAAUUGAAAUAGAAAAUAGUUGGAUUUCCUUCACAGUAGCUAGAGAGGAGAAAAACCUACUAUUAGCUAUUAAAAGGAUGCUACUGCAAGCGAUAUUACGCAAUUUAAUACAACCAGGAAUUCAUCAUACUUCAGAAGAGCAAUUUAUUGAUUCCUUACAAGUUAUUUUGGCUAGCGAAGAUAAACUAACAAACUUACAGGAAAAGGUACACUACCUAUCAGCCUUAGAUAGCCGGCAGGGAGGAAAUAACGUAAAUCAAUCAUGCAGAAUUCGUACUGAUAAUAAGAAGCAAUCAGGCCAUGUUCAUAAUAAUAAUAAUCGCCAGAGGUAUACGAGUAUGAAAGGUACCACACCUAUCAAGAAAUACAGCACUAAGGAAGAGCAUGAUCAAUCAGAGUCUACAAAAAGUAAAGUUGGAGAAUUUCAGUCUGCGAAGCCCUUAACGAUACGUAAUCAAAGUAAAAGAUCCAAUAUUCGUUACUUCAUACUAAAAUGUUAUAACGAAAAUAUCCUUCCCGAUGCUGUAUCCAAGGAAAGUGAUAAAGUUAUGAUAAUAUUUUCUGCGCAAAGAAGUAAGCAUUUUCAAGGGUAUGCUGAAAUGAGCAGUCCGAUCAAGAAAUUGAGCACUCCUUUUACAACUCCUGUACCACAAUAUCGCACAGGAAUAUUCGAUAUAAAGUGGAUCAAAAUAUUCAACAUUCCAUUUCAUGCAACAAAGCAUUUAAUUAAUCCUUGGAAUAAGGGCAAGUUGGUUCAUAUAUGCCGUGGUGGACAGCUUUAUAACGAAACCGAUUUUUUCUUACGUUUAAAAUGUAAACUUAAUGGAAUAGACUUGAUUCAUACCAACUUAUUACCAAGUUUAUCAGGUAUCGAGGAUUUCGAUACCUGCAGUCCAUAUGGAAGACGUAGUUAUUGA
Molecule: messenger RNA, 3771 nt
Organism: Trichoplax adhaerens
Lineage: Eukaryota; Metazoa; Placozoa; Uniplacotomia; Trichoplacea; Trichoplacidae
Exons: 41
Coding region: 1-3771 (1256 amino acids)
Cellular component (GO): intracellular anatomical structure
Molecular function (GO): RNA binding; ATP binding; protein binding
Source: RefSeq, a predicted model, not a curated record